Messenger RNA from Darwinula stevensoni, 567 nucleotides. NCBI's taxonomy places the organism in Eukaryota, Metazoa, Arthropoda, Ostracoda, Podocopida, Darwinulidae. The record is from the annotation of a GenBank genome assembly.
AUGCGAUCGAGGAUGUCGUUGGGUGCACGAGAGUCCGGUGAGAGGCGAAUGCGGGCUUAUCGCUCGCUCGGUGACUCGCGGGGCUCAUUGCGCUUCCGCGCUCGGCCGCCUGCUCGACUCUUCGAAGCUCCUCGUGGUGGCCUCGAGGUCGUCGAAGUUCUACUCGUCGCCGUAGGCAUUUGGCUUGCCCAGGUGUACCAAGUGGCCUUGAAUGAGGAGACACUCGGGAAAGCGAGAACGCUGGCUCGGCCGUAUCUCUGUAGCACUUCCCGCUUCCGACCGCCGGGGUAUGGAUUUGUUAGCUGUCGGCCGGAUGGAUUCGUGAUAAUCCUGAUCGAGGGAAUCCGUCUCGUGUACCAGUGUCACAGGGCCCUGCACGCGCUGACGCUGAGGAAGGUGGCCGCACUGGCGAGGCCAGGCGACCUUCCGGUCAAACUGCCUGCGUUUGGGCUCGGUUUCGACCAUCCGCGACAUCCCCAGCGACAUCCGGUCAAUCGAUGGGACGGGCCUCGAUGUGCUUGCAGCGAUGGUUCGGCGAUGCCGAACAUCGUGGCCGAUAUUUCAUAA